AUGGCUCUCGACGGUGGCGGCGAGGUGCUCGCCAGGGUCGUCUCCGGCGGUGGAGAUGAGGAAAGUCGUCAUCACGACCGGAUCAGUGACCUUCCGGAUACCCUGCUCCUCCAUAUCUUGAUGCUGCUCCCGCUCGUCGAGGCCGUCCGCACCUGCGUGCUCUCCCGCCGCUGGCGCGGCGCCUGGACGCGCCUCCCGCGGCUCGCCUUCGACGACGACGCGGCGCCCCGCGUCUCGCGCUUCGGGAACCUCGUCGACGGCGUCCUGCGCGGCUACGCCGACGACGUCGACAUGCCCGACGUGCUCAUCUCGGUCCGCCGCCGGUCCAGCGCCGGCGACGCCGUCCGGCUCGCAACGUCGGCAACCCGGCUCGCGGCGGGGAGCGUUGCCGCCAGGUUCCACCUCUACCUGUCCUCCGCCGCCGGGAACCUCUACAACGACGUCGUCGAGGAGGCGGCGGCGGCGACGCUCCAGCUGCCAUGCUUCCCGAGGGCGACAGAGUUCGCGCUCGAUUUCAUGGGGGUGGACCUUAGGAUGCCGAGCGCUGGCACGUUCGCCAAGCUGACCAAGAUGUUCAUCCGCGGCGUCCGGUUCACCGACGGCGGCGAGGGCAUCAGCACGGUGGUGUCGCGGCGCUGCCCUUGCCUUGAGGUCCUAUUGCUGCACAGGGUCCGCGGCGUGAAGGUGCUCGCCCUCCUUGCACAGUCGCUCCUGUUCCUGCGGGUUUCCAUGGUCAUGCAGCUGCAGCGCCUCCAGGUGGUGUCAGAAAGCCUCCGCGAGAUGCAAGUGCACAGGUGUUUCUCACUUACCACCGCUCCCACGUCGAUGCUUCUGAAUGUUCCUGUGCUGGAGGAGCUCCACUGGGAAGACCACUACCCUCAUGAUGAUGCCCGCGUUAGCCUCUGGGGAUUGCCUAGGUGCCUCCAGAAGCUCGUGAUCGCCGAGCUACCUCGUUUCACAAAGAUCCUGCAGCAUUUCCACCGUGCUGACACUCUACGCCUUGAAAUUACUAUUGCUCCGAUUAGUCUAUUGUCCAUAUACUUCUAUGUUUGA
Messenger RNA from Panicum virgatum (switchgrass), 1053 nucleotides. Its product is annotated as F-box/FBD/LRR-repeat protein At2g04230-like. The transcript is spliced from 2 exons. The record is from RefSeq and is a predicted model, not a curated record. Bases 1 to 1053 code for a protein of 350 amino acids. NCBI's taxonomy places the organism in Eukaryota, Viridiplantae, Streptophyta, Magnoliopsida, Poales, Poaceae. Gene Ontology annotation, molecular function: protein binding.